AUGGCCAGCACAGGGCCAGGGGCGCAAGAGAGGUACUAUGCACGGCUAACCAAGGGCAUGGUUGUACAGGUUCGGGAGACGGCGAAGAUGGGCAAGGGCUUGUUUGCCACCGAGGACAUCAAGGCCGAGACGGUCAUACUCCGUGAGCAGCCCGUGGCGAACAUGCAACAUUUGACAAAUCGGAAAAAGUUCCGCGCCUGUGCUCACUGUCUCCGUCCGCUGGGGCCUCUAGAAGAGGCUAUGAACAAGCUCGUCAUCGCCUUGGAUCUUCUCCCCUCGUCAUCGAUCUCGUCAAACUGCUCUGCUUCCAUCUCUCCGGGCUCGCUGCCGCUGGUUGAUGAGCUCCUCCCUCACCCGCUCCCGCUUCCUUUGCCAUGUGCUCAUGCUGAUGAUGGAUGUGACAUCGAGUUCUGUUCCGAGUCAUGCCGCUCGGUCUCUUGGGCUAUGCAUCACUCCCUGCUCUGCAUCGGUGCCGCCGCUGCUGAGGGCAACAUCGCCAAGCAAGUUGCGCUGAAGCAAUUGUGUGACGAGGUGCUCGAGGAGACCAACGAAGCCUUUUACAUGGCCGCGCAGAUCUUGGCUUACGUCGUCUCUCGCUACAGAGCGAUGAAGCGCCCAGACCUCGACCGCGCCCGCCUGCCCAUCUCGCUCCUCCACUCGCGCCCGUGGUGGGAGGUGGUGUGUCCCGCCGAGAGCGACGACGACGACGAGUACGGUCACGAGUACGAGUAUGAGUUUGAUCGCGAGGCGUUUGAAGCUGCCCAUCGCGCUGAUGUCGAGCGCCUCGCCCCGAUGCUGUGGGCCAUUGUGGCCGAUAGCGAUCCGGCCCUCGCACCGCUUUUCACUGUCGACACGCUCGCACAUGUCAUGGGCAUGUUCGAGAUGAACUCGGUCUCCAUGCUCGUCGUCUCGCCCGUCCACACCUACCUAGAACAGAUGCGCCAACUGCCCGCGAGUGAGCAGUUGCGGAUCUCUGCCGCAGGUGGGCCCGUUCUCGCUGCCCUGGCCGGCGCCAUGGACCAGCUCGGCAACGAGGAUGUCGAGGGCCUCGGCGUCUUUGCCGUCCACGCCAACACCAACCACUCGUGCGUGCCCAACGUCGAGUCCGCCAAAGACCCCGAGGAUCCUGACGGCCUCGUCGUCCUCAUCACUCUUCGCGACAUCGCCGCCGGUGAACAGCUCUUUGUCUCAGUACGGCUUUGUCUGCACCUGUCCUCGCUGCGAACACGAUCGCCUGCUCAGUGA
Molecule: messenger RNA, 1245 nt
Organism: Thecamonas trahens ATCC 50062
Lineage: Eukaryota; Apusomonadida; Apusomonadidae
Product: set domain-containing protein
Exons: 2
Coding region: 1-1245 (414 amino acids)
Molecular function (GO): protein binding; methyltransferase activity
Source: RefSeq, a predicted model, not a curated record